GAUCCUAAGGUGAUUUGGAGUUACUAGAUCCCUCAUUUCAUGCGUCGCUGCAGGGCUAAAAGCCAGCGACACCAUGUUCGUCCGCCAACCAUCGCGCAUGAUGUCACCAACGGACCGUCGGUCGUCACCAGAAGUGACCGUCGAAGCAUUCGCCCGCAGCGGCAAGUGUAGUAAAGACUGUUCGGGUUCAGCUUCCAUCAAUCAGCAUGAUUGUUUGACAUGCACAGCAUAUCUGGUGGGUGUGCAACGCCCUUCUCGCAUCGCAUAAAUAGAAGUCACACCCAUCUCUUCGCAUUCCCUCAAUGUAUUUAGUCCUUAACGAAAUCGCUG
This is a messenger RNA of Tilletiaria anomala UBC 951, 330 nucleotides long. RefSeq lists its product as uncharacterized. Lineage: Eukaryota; Fungi; Basidiomycota; Exobasidiomycetes; Georgefischeriales; Tilletiariaceae. Bases 74 to 268 code for a protein of 64 amino acids. The record is from RefSeq and is a predicted model, not a curated record. The transcript has a single exon.